GAUGAGCUUUCUUCGGGGUCAUCUGAUUACGCCGCAAGUACUUGGAUUGCUUGGUUUCUUUCCACAAAGGGAAAUGAGUACUUUUGCGAGAUCGAUGAAGACUACAUAUUGGAUCGCUUCAAUCUCACCGGCUUGAACUCAGAGGUUCACCACUAUUUGUACGCCCUCGAUUUAAUCACCGACGCACUUGAUGAAAACAUCAGUGACUCAAAUCGUGACCAAAUCGAGACGCAGGCCCGCAUUUUAUAUGGACUUAUCCACGCUAGAUAUGUCGUGACAACACGUGGACUCGCAAAAAUGCUUGACAAAUUCAAGCGCGCUGAUUUUGGUCGGUGUCCUCGAGUACUGUGCUAUCAGCAACCGCUGUUACCGGUGGGAUUGUCUGACAUCCCGUUUCAAAGCCCAGUCCGCCUAUACUGCCCCCGGUGCGAGGAUCUUUAUCGACCGAAGAGCUCGCGCCACUGCGCCAUUGAUGGUGCAUUUUUUGGUUCUUCUUUGCCGCAUAUGUUGCUCAUGGUAUACCCUCACAUGAUCCCGACAAAAACGACUGUUAUUCCUCCCCCAGUACCACGAACGCAGCGGCAAUAUGGUGGUGUGUCUGCUGAUGCUCUGCAUCAAAGAGCUCUGGCUUUGGAACGCAAGUCAGGGCAUGCGCUCUCCGGUGAAGAGACUGACUGCAUGGGGGUGGCCUCCGACCACUCCACGGAGCCCACAGUCCCGCCCAAUGUUAGGAUUGAAAGAGUCGUGCCUCGCAUUUUUGGCUUUCCUAUCCAUGAGACUAGCCGUCUAAUGGCAUGGCAAGAGCGGAAGCACGAGCAGCAAAUGACCAAGAUCGCUGAGUUUCAUCGGCGAAAAUUAGACACUGUUUAA
Molecule: messenger RNA, 870 nt
Organism: Malassezia sympodialis ATCC 42132
Lineage: Eukaryota; Fungi; Basidiomycota; Malasseziomycetes; Malasseziales; Malasseziaceae
Source: the annotation of a RefSeq genome assembly